AGCUUAAUGUUUGUUGAAGAGCAUACAUUUCUCAAGGGUGCCCCACUGUAUAAAGGAAAGCCCAGUGUGAAGAAUUUGCACAGCUCGUACCAAAAUUCACUUUUCCAUAUUAGUUCCCAUUCAACACCAUGUCGAAUUUCUACCUGUGUUUGCUUCUUCUGGGGAUCUGUGGUUUUGCAUACAAUCACCAUGUCCCUGGCCAUCAUGGAAAAGAUGCCGAUCACCACCAUCAUCCAACUGAAGCUCCUGAAUAUUUGUCUUAUCAAAAGAUCUCCAGAAGCAAUGCCAACUUUGCUUUUAAAUUCUUCUGCCAAAUUGUUUCGGAGGCUGGUGACGAGAAUGUGUUUUUCUCUCCUUUGAGCAUUUCCACCGCCUUUGCCUUCCUGUCCCUGGGAGCUAAAUCCACCACCCUGAGCCAGAUUUUGUCAGGACUUGGCUUCAACGAGACGGAGAUAAGCGAGCAGGAAAUCCAUGAUGGGUUUCGUCACCUUCUCCAAAUGCUAAACCUCCCCAGGGCUGAACUUGAGCUGAACAUUGGAAAUGCCCUUUUCACUCAUGACCAAGUGGAACUUGUGGAGAAGUUUGUGAAGGAUGCCAAACAUUGUUAUCAGGCAGAGGUUUUUCCUGCCAACUUCAAGAAUUCUUCUGAAGUUGAGAAGCAGAUCAAUAGUUACAUAGAAAAUAAAACCCAUAUAAAAGAUGCUAUCAAGGGUCUCCGCCCAUAUUCUGUGAUGGUUCUUGUAAACCAUGUCUUCUUGAAAGCCUAUUGGCAAAAUCCUUUCAAUUCUCAGGCAACCCGUGAAGCUCAUUUCUUCGUGGAUAAGAAGACAACGGUAAAGGUUCCUAUGAUGCACAAAGAUGCAUAUUUUAAGACUUACCGUGAUGCAGAUCUGUCCUGCGAGGUGGUGGAGCUUCCUUACAAGGGCGGUGCCUCGGCCCUCUUCAUCCUUCCUGGUCAAGGGAAAUUGAAACAUGUGGAACAGGCUCUGGGAAAAGACCUUCUGUUCAAAUGGAAGAACUCAUUGCAUGGAGGGAGAGUAGAACUAUUCCUUCCAAGGUUCUCAAUAUCUGGUAGCUAUGAUGUUAAGAAUGCAUUACAAAACAUGGGGAUCACUGAUGUAUUCGAAGACUGGGCAAAUUUAUCUGGAGUGACUCGGAAACCCUACCUGAAGGUUUCCAAGGCUAUUCACAAAGCUUACCUGAAUGUUCAUGAAAAUGGUACGGAAGCUGGAGCAGCCACCCUACAGGAAUGGGGGCCCCAAUCUCAACCCCCUAUAGUCAUAUUCAACAGGCCCUUCAUAAUCUUAAUCACUCUGAAGAAUUAUGUAUUAUUUCUAGGAGUAGUUCAAGAUCCUACCAAAAAUUAAUACCUCAAGGCAUGUUUUUGUUGCAUCACUGACCACGUAGCACUGCACUAAUGUAACUGUGUCUGAAAACGUGACCAAGGUGCCUUAUAGUUUGCACAAACUUUCCAUGUUAAUGGUCUGAGAGAAAUAAACCACUGCCAUCAUCACAAACAUAA
Pogona vitticeps (central bearded dragon) is the source of this 1522-nucleotide messenger RNA. RefSeq names its product alpha-1-antitrypsin. Gene Ontology annotation, molecular function: serine-type endopeptidase inhibitor activity. The record is from RefSeq and is a predicted model, not a curated record. Lineage: Eukaryota; Metazoa; Chordata; Lepidosauria; Squamata; Agamidae.